Daldinia loculata is the source of this 1481-nucleotide messenger RNA. RefSeq lists its product as uncharacterized. The record is from RefSeq and is a predicted model, not a curated record. NCBI's taxonomy places the organism in Eukaryota, Fungi, Ascomycota, Sordariomycetes, Xylariales, Hypoxylaceae. The transcript has a single exon. The coding region runs from base 150 to 1220 and encodes 356 amino acids.
CAAGAUGCUUACCUAAAUUUCUCCGAUUACAUACCUAACGAAUAUAAUACACCAAUGGACGGCCGGCUCUAAGUCUUGUAGGCUCUACUUUAGAGCUUCAAAGACGCUCAGUUACUUUGAAGUUCGCAAAUUAAAGGGUUAGACGAACCAUGGCUGAAUCGUCACCGCUAAAAGCUACCCCCAAACGUAAGCGCGACGAUGUGCUCAACGAGCAACGCGUUUUCAACUCUUCUCCAAAUACUUAUAGUCUGCCUAAGACCACCUUCUCUUUUCAAGCUCCGACCCUGAAACCAGUGGAGAUUCCUCGAAACGAUGCCCCUGAAGAUGGUAACAGUAGUCCUCGAAGUAAGGUUGCUCAGAAGUUCCAAGAACUGGCCCUUGGAAGUGGGGGCGGGGUAAUUGAUAACGACAGGGUCGAUGGCAAUGAUUUUAUGGGAACGAGAACGGGAACGGGAUUAGAUGAGGCUAGUCCCCAAUUUGCAAUUGAUAGCCCGAGGUUUUCGCCAGAGCUCACCGUCUUCGAUUUUGAUGGAGGUAUCAGAAGUAGCACGUCUAUCGAAGACAUGCAGAUUGACGAUGACGAUACUGCAUCGCGUAAGCGUGUCAAGUUGCCUGACCUCACCGAACUCCGAAAUUCUCCUGAGGUAGGGUUGGGGGGAGAAGUAGACGUGGCGAAUCCCGACUUUCCCCAGCCUACCCAGUCCCCUCGAUUCACUUUACAGACAGCCGUGGACCCUGCUAUUUUGAGGACAGCAAAGACAGAAGGUUCAGGCCGCUUGCAGAAGUCGUAUCCGUCCAUCAACCGAUUAUCGGAAUCUAAGUCGCGUAUUCGAAAACGAUCGGGCACCCCUCCCUUAGCAAAGCGUAAGACGACAGAAGCCUUGGCCGAGGAGGAUCCUAUCAUCAUUGAUCCCGUUCGUGCCGCGCUUACGUGGCACGAGGAUGAAAUUACUAUAUAUGACCCCGAGGAUAAAGACGACGACGGUACUGGUAUCAAUGGUAUCGGCUUCAGACCAACUCCUGCUUUGGCAUACGCGCGGGCGCAGAAACGAAGACAGCAGCUGGCCGACUAUAGAAAACGCGAGGAGAGCGAAGCUAGAGCGAAGAGAAGUCAACGUCGUCGACAACGGAUUGGCACUGUCGCAGAAUUGGAGAGGAAACAUUCUAUGGCACGAGUGCGUUUCUCGGAUGCAGAGCCGACUACUGUGGUCACGACUUGACGCUAGCAUAUGUCUUCUACCACUUGAAUUUCAAUACGAUAAUUCUGGACUUGGGGCGUUAAGUGGAUAUAGCCGGCAAUGAUUUCAUUAAUAGGGCGUUGAAUAGCUCUGGCGCGGAUUUAUAGCCUUAAAUGGCCGACAUGAUGGCAAGGUUGCCUUUAUCUAUUUGAAACCUAUUCGACUUUCUUUAUGCUUUUGCGAAAUAAUCUAAAACUACAUAGCUUCGGAUUCGGUAUUGCUAUAGGUCACACCAACAGAGCC